Pleurotus ostreatus (oyster mushroom) is the source of this 1620-nucleotide messenger RNA. RefSeq lists its product as uncharacterized. Gene Ontology annotation, molecular function: DNA-binding transcription factor activity. The transcript is spliced from 3 exons. Gene Ontology annotation, biological process: regulation of DNA-templated transcription. Bases 1 to 1620 code for a protein of 539 amino acids. The record is from RefSeq and is a predicted model, not a curated record. Lineage: Eukaryota; Fungi; Basidiomycota; Agaricomycetes; Agaricales; Pleurotaceae.
AUGUCACAUCUCCUCUCUCAACGCAACCACCACCAUCACGACUCGUCCCUGCUCUCCCCAAUCUCACCACUCGACACAAAUCCCUGGCACAACCAGCUCUACUCUCCCGUCAACGACUACGGCAACUACUUCGCAGCAAGCACCCCCUCCUCCUCGUCUUCAUCCAGUUCUCCGACAGACUCCAUGUUCAAGAUGCGUCUCAGCCCGGAAUCCUCUUCGGCCUCAGACUCCGAGCAACCCCAGCUCUGCCUUCCAACUCACAAACUCUUCGACUUCACCACCGGAGUAGUUCAGGAACACCACCAAUUUCCACCACCAGCCCAGCCAAAAUUGUCUACAGUCGCAAUAGCUUCCAUGAUACCUUCUAAGCGCUGCUCAGAAAGCCCCCCACCGGCGGCAAAGAAGCGCACGAUCGGAGAGCGUAUUAACAGCAAAGACUUCGUGCCUCCCGACGUCACCGGCCUAAGCAAACGCGAAGCGCGUCUUGUAAAAAACCGUGCUGCUGCAUUCCUCAGCAGGCAGCGGAAACGCGAAGAGUUUGAGGCAAUGGAAAUUCGCGUCGCUGAAUUAGAGCAAGAAAAUGCCCGUCUUCAAGCUAUCGCUCAAAACGGUGGUACCUCGGCACAAGCCGUACAAGCACCUCCAGCGCCCUCCAAGGCACUUACUUCCGAAGUAGAACGACUCCGUGCUCAGCUAGCAGCUGCAGAAGCACGCGAGCGCGAGCUAAAUGCCGAACUCGCUCUUCGCAAGGAACAGCCUUCUGUAAAAGUAGAAGCCCCCGAAGCACAAUACCCCUUGUCAGACUCAGAUCGGUCGUCUUCCAAUACCCCAGUGAAUGCUUCAAGCAAGUCGAACGCUUCGCUAGGCCUCAUGGUUCUCCUUUGCGCACUACCGAGUCUAUUGUCGAUGCCAGCCCAAUCCACGAAUGUGCCUUCUACAUUCUCUCUGCCUACUGCGCUCUCCUCCUCUGCAUCGUCUUUCGAUUUCAAUCCGUUCCUCCCUAAUGACUUCGACUGGACAUCCGCUUCUUCCGACCCUUCACAAAUCCCCACCCCCAAGCCUUCGUUCACUCUUCCCAAACGGCUCGAGUUCGCCGAUAUCGACGCAGAGGCCCUUCGCGCUCUCGGAGAUCUUGAUAUCUCCUUCGAUACCACACCUUCGGAAAAUGGUAAAAUCCGGGUUCGAAUCCUUCCGUCGACCUCGGCGACAUCGUCACGAGCGGCCUCCCCGGCCUCCUCUUCCUCCUCAUCUUCACAUUCGAUGAAACUUGACGACCAAAUAAUGUCCUUCGGCUGGGCAGACGAUUCUGCCUCCGCUGCAGGUGGCGCAGCAGUAUCCGCAUCUGGAUUCAAUGAUUUUACUUCCGUCGCUGAUUUCGGGCUGGCGAGCCAAGACGAUCCGUUCCUUGGUAUCGGGGGCAUUUCAGACUACUUGUCUUCGACGUCUUCCAUGUCUAUGGGCUAUGCUAGUGCUACUAGUGGCACCCAAUCGCCCACAUCAAGCGUGUCUUCCGAGUUGCCUGCCAACGAGGGUACUUCCAAGAGGCGAGUAAGAAUCGCUUUGAAGAGUCUACCCAAGGAGGGCGGCGAAGGCGGCGAAUGGGAAGUCCAAGUCUGCUAA